Cotesia congregata is the source of this 879-nucleotide messenger RNA. Lineage: Eukaryota; Metazoa; Arthropoda; Insecta; Hymenoptera; Braconidae. The record is from the annotation of a GenBank genome assembly.
AUGGUUAAUUCUCGAAAGCGUGAAGAAAAAAUGUGGUCGGAUGUUGUUUCUCGUUUGUUAUUAAACACCGUUUCACAUCCUAUUGAAUAUGCCAAAGUACUGAUACAAAUAGGACAUGAACCAAUAUUACCUCGGGAAACUAGAACGUUAAUUCUCCGAAAGCCAGCUUUAUCACUGCCAAAUAUUUUUCAGUAUGUGAGAUACAUAAAAGCAUGUGAUGGCUUUACUGGUUGCUAUCGCGGUCUGGUACCAAAAAUAUGUGCCUACACUAUCAAUGGUGUUGUUAUGGACAAAAUCAGUGAUUCUUAUUUAUUUACUGAAGUAUUUCCACAAGUUCAGGAUGAUGAUGAACAUAUUGAAGAAUUACCUGAUGAAAAAAGAAAAGCAGCUUAUAUUCGUGAAUUUUUAAAAGAUUCCAUUUGUAAAGUUGCUGGAAUCGUGGCUUGUCAUCCCUUGGAUGUCAUUGCUAUCAGGAUGAUGGCACAAUUUGUUGGGGGCUUAGUACCCCGACUGAUCGCAAACGUAUCAACAAUCGCCCUGGUCAGUUACUCGACGUACCUGAUUAACAAAUACCUGGUCCAUGACCGGGAGUCUAUGUCAUACGUCUCAGCACUGAUGACUCUCCUCUCCACAACAGUUACGUAUCCAUUCUUAGUGGUGUACAACUGCAUGGCUGUCACUAAUUCCGGACUAGCUGCAGGUGAGCCACCACACAUGCCUAUCUACUCAUCCUGGGUGGAUUGCUGGAGGCAUUUAUCAAUGACCAACCAAUUGAAACGCGGAAGCAGUUUGUUGUGGCGUUAUUACACCGGUCCAGCCGCUGUCAUCAAUGGAAAAUUAGUAGUUCUCAACAAAACGCACUACUACACAUUGGAUUAA